Salvia splendens (bonfire salvia) is the source of this 2130-nucleotide messenger RNA. RefSeq names its product cyclin-dependent kinase F-1. Gene Ontology annotation, biological process: protein phosphorylation. NCBI's taxonomy places the organism in Eukaryota, Viridiplantae, Streptophyta, Magnoliopsida, Lamiales, Lamiaceae. Gene Ontology annotation, molecular function: protein serine/threonine kinase activity; ATP binding. The record is from RefSeq and is a predicted model, not a curated record. Bases 214 to 1869 code for a protein of 551 amino acids. The transcript is spliced from 4 exons. Gene Ontology annotation, cellular component: nucleus.
GACACCAUUAUCACAUCAAAAGAUAUACAUAAAAAAAUGUUUUUCGAUAGAAUAAAUGGGAUAUAACGGUACUGAAAUCGCAUCGAACCGGUGUAUGUGUUGAUCGAUUUACCCACAAAUUGGAUCCUACAAAAGGAAAGGGAAAAAAAUCCAGAUCCCCAAAAAAUCGAAAUAGGAAAGAAGUCGGAAGGAGUGAUGCAGUGAUCUUCAACUAUGGAGCAGCCGCCGUCGAAGAGCUGGAGCAUCCACACGCGCCGCGAGAUCACCGCCAACUACGAGAUCCUGGAGCGCGUGGGCUCCGGCGCCUACUCCGACGUCUACAAGGCCCGGCGCCGAUCCGACUCGGCUACCGUCGCCCUCAAGGAGGUCCACGACUACCAGUCCGCCUUCCGCGAGAUCGAGGCUCUCCAGACGCUCCAGAACUGCCCUAAUGUCGUCCUCCUCCACGAGUACUUCUGGAGCGACGACGAAGAUGCCGUUCUCGUGCUCGAGUACCUUCCCACCGACCUCUCCGCCGUCGUCAAGGUCGCCAAGAAAGAAUGGAAUGGCGGGAUCACUUCCGGCGAGCUCAAACGCUGGAUGGUGCAGAUUUUGCGCGGGGUCGACGCCUGCCACCGCAAUUCGAUUGCUCACAGGGAUUUAAAGCCGUCGAAUCUGCUCAUUUCCGCUGACGGAACUCUCAAAAUCGCCGAUUUUGGUCAGGUCUAUACACGAGUCAUCGACCUACAACAACCUUUGAAGCCCCUAAAACAGAACCAAAUACAGGCUCAUGUCCACUGCUACAAUCAUCCUCUAGCUUCUGAAGAUGCAGUUCCUCUUGAUGAGUUACCCAUAGUCAUUCGCAAAGUUAUUCCAACUUACCAAGAGGCACUUAAACACCCUCAAUGGCGAGCCGCUAUGGAUGAGGAGAUGCGAGCUCUCUUGAGUCAUGGUACUUGGAUAUUGGCUAGGAUACUCCUUGCUCCUGGAUUUCUUGAUGAGGGCACUUAUAAUCAGUCCAGCGAGCAGCCUUCGUUAAAUCAAGCAGCAUUUCCUCAAUCAUCCGAAACUGUUCCUCCCAGACUAGAUGGCCACUUCCCUCAAGAGCAUGUGGAAAAGAUAAGUGGAAAGGGGGCUUCAGAGCCAGAUGACCUUAGAAUGGGUGAGUUUCACAAUGAUGGUGAUGAAGAAAGUGUAACUCAUGAUGGAGCUGCUUCUUGUCUUGCUACAUGCACGACAAGUGAUCUUGAGGAUCCCUUCCAGCAGUCUUAUUCUUAUGAAGCUGAGGAGGGUCAGGUUGAUGGGAAUGGUGCUCUUACCUCAUGUGUUGGAACCCGGUGGUUUAGAGCCCCUGAGCUACUUUAUGGUUCCACAAAUUAUGGGCUGGAGAUUGAUCUGUGGUCACUCGGUUGUAUAUUCGGUGAGCUCCUGAGUCUUGAACCAUUAUUCCCGGGCGCGUCGGAUAUUGAUCAGCUGGGUAAAAUCUUUAGCGUUUUGGGUAACUUGACCGAGGAGAUCUGGCCUGGUUGUGUGCAUCUUCCAGACUACAAUAUAAUCUCAUUCGGUAAAGUUGAAAAACCUAGUGGUAUAGAAGCGUGCCUUGUUAAUCGGUCUCCUGAUGAGAUUCUUCUUGUGAGAAAACUAUUGUGCUAUGACCCAGCUAGCAGAGCUACCGCGAUGGAAUUGCUUCAUGAUAAGUAUUUGAAUGAAGAACCCUUACCAGUUCCUAUCUCUGAGUUGAGGGUUCCCUCCAAACAUGGGAGUCCUGAUGAGGAUUCCUCUGUUAACUGGAACAAUUAUGAAGGUCUUGAACUGGAUUCGGAUUUUGAAGAUUUUGGGCCAUCACUGGUCACUAGCACGGAUAACGGCUUCUCAAUUCGCUUCUGUUAAUAAGCAAAGAUGAGCCAAUAAGUAUUAUGUUUGUGGAUGAUCAGAGAAAUUGCUGGAGAAACUGUGCAACUCUACCAAUAAAUCACUUUGUUGUGAGUUGAGGGAUAUAGAGGCUAUAGCUACUUUUUAUGUACCCAGAUUAUGAAAGAAGUUGGUUAUGCUUUUAUCCAUCAACACCCCAAAAGCGAGCACUGUGUCUGUGUCUGUGUCUGUAUGAAAGACUUCAGGCAAUGAUAAGUAUACCUUAUAACUUGUGUACAA